UGGGGAGAUUUCCUUUUGGAUAACAUUCCUGGGCUUGUGUUUGACACUGCAAAGGAAGACAUAGAGCUACAUGCUGGCUUACCUCCGCAGCUGCUUUUGCAGGUGGAAAGCAAAACUCUUAGAACAAGAUUAGGUGGGUUUCUGAGGAUGAUUGCAGAUCGGCUGGUGGGCACCAAAGAACUGUUUUCAUCGUACAUGAAGAAGGAUUUUGUAACGAAUAGACUACCACCUUACCAUGACGGAGACGGAGCAGAGCUUUCCACACCAGGUGGAUCAUUACCACGAUUGGACAGCACUGUGAGAUUACAGUUUAAAGAGCACAUGGUCCUCACAGUAGGGCCAGAUCAGGAUCAAUCUGAUGAAGCUCAAGAAAAAAUGGUUUAUAUCUAUCACUCCUUAAGAAAUAGCAGAGACACGCACAUGAUGGGGAAUGAGGAUCCGGAGUCUCAUGGACUUCGCUUUCCUUUAUCACAUAUGGAUGCACUGAAGCAAAUUUGGAACAGUUCAGCUAUUUCUAUCAAGGACCUGAAACUUCCUACAGAUGAGGAAAAGGAGAGCCUAGUAUUAUCCCUCUGGACGGAAUGUUUACUCCAAGUAGUCUAG
Elephantulus edwardii (Cape elephant shrew) is the source of this 603-nucleotide messenger RNA. Its product is annotated as bifunctional lysine-specific demethylase and histidyl-hydroxylase MINA-like. Gene Ontology annotation, cellular component: nucleolus. Gene Ontology annotation, molecular function: histone H3K36 demethylase activity; histone H3K4 demethylase activity. The transcript has a single exon. Lineage: Eukaryota; Metazoa; Chordata; Mammalia; Macroscelidea; Macroscelididae. The annotation marks the transcript as partial. The record is from RefSeq and is a predicted model, not a curated record.